Molecule: messenger RNA, 1117 nt
Organism: Girardinichthys multiradiatus
Lineage: Eukaryota; Metazoa; Chordata; Actinopteri; Cyprinodontiformes; Goodeidae
Gene: polr3glb
Product: RNA polymerase III subunit GL b
Exons: 8
Coding region: 253-921 (222 amino acids)
Biological process (GO): transcription by RNA polymerase III
Cellular component (GO): RNA polymerase III complex
Source: RefSeq, a predicted model, not a curated record
UGAAUCAGAAGAAGAAGAAGAAGAAGAGCUGGCGGGCAGCAGAAUGUAAACAGGAAGUAAACCUCUCAUAAAACAUCAAAACAUGGCGCGUUCUGUUCAAAGUUUCUGUUUUUGGGGGUUCUGAAGGGGUGAUGAAAAGAAGCCUGGAGGACGUGAGCCGUUAGCACCGGAACCGGAACCCACUUAAAGGGUCCAGAUUCACCCGGUCUGAGUCCUGGUUCUGAUCCUGUUUCUGACCUCUAAGUCUCAGCGAUGAUGGCAGACCGUGGGCGUGGCCGCAGGACUCUGAGUUUCAUUGUGGACUCAGUGGGGAUCAGCAGAGGAGACUCUCUGCCUCCAGCUGUGCAACAGCCGAUGCCUGUGUUCCCCGUGAUUGAGCAGAAGCCCCUGCCCCUGACAGGUGGGGAGGAGGCAGAGUACCUGACGGCACUGAAACAGGACUUCAGAGGAGCCAUGAGGAGUCUGCCGUGCUUCAUCCAGCCGGCCGCUGUGCACCGAGAUGUGGAACGAUACUCUGAUAAAUAUCACCUCAGCGAGCAGAUGGACGGCCUCACUGACUGGAUCAUAGACUGGAAGAGAUUCCCCAAAGAGCUCCGGGUCCGCAUCAGGAAACCAUCCAGAGAUGGGGCAGCACUCACCUGCCUGGGCGGUGGGCAGUCAGGAGAGAUGAAGAAGAAGAAGGUUGGCGAGAAAGAGGAAGUGCUGCUCAAGUUAGAGACACUGGAGAAGAAGGAAGAGCAGGAGAGCUCUGAGGAAGAGGGCGAGGGGAAGAAUAAACAGAAGGAAGAGGAGGCCGAGGCUGAAGAGGAGUACGACGAAGAAGAGUUUGAGGAGGAGACAGAUUAUAUCAUGUCGUACUUCGAUAACGGCGAGGACUUUGAAGGGGACAGCGAUGACAACAUGGACGAGGCUAUCUACUAAAACAAUGCUUCUCUGGGCCAUGGUUCUGGUUAUGACUCGACUGCUGAUUAUAAAGAGUUUUAUCCGAGUGUUCUUAAUGUUUUGUACGAGCAUUGUUUUUAUUAUUUAGUUUUCUUCUGUUGGAAAAAUAAACAAAUGUGAUGUUUGGUGUGGUUCUGACUCAGAAACCCACUGAAGAGAUCGCAGUGUACAAUAA